ACUAGCAAUUGGACAGUGAGCGCACAUGACUGGUGCAUCAGCCUCGGCAGAGCAAUUACUGACUGGCACAGCUCUGCUCACUCCAGCCUGGAAGAAAAUUCUCAUCGUUUUUGACCACAGAGCAUUAAGACAGCAACAUGUCCAGCAAAAGAGCAAAGGCAAAGACUGCCAAGAAGCGCCCUCAGCGUGCGACUUCCAAUGUGUUUGCGAUGUUUGAUCAGUCUCAGAUCCAGGAGUUCAAAGAGGCAUUCAACAUGAUAGACCAAAACCGUGAUGGCUUCAUUGACAAAGAAGAUUUGCAUGAUAUGUUGGCUUCUCUUGGAAAGAACCCGUCAGAUGAAUAUCUCGAAGGGAUGAUGAGUGAGGCUCCAGGGCCCAUUAACUUUACCAUGUUCCUGACUAUGUUCGGUGAGAAACUAAAUGGGACAGAUCCAGAGGAUGUCAUUCGAAAUGCUUUUGCUUGUUUUGAUGAAGAAGGAACAGGCUUCAUUCAUGAAGACCACCUGCGGGAUCUUCUGACCACUAUGGGUGACAGGUUCACAGAUGAAGAAGUUGAUGAACUUUUCCGUGAAGCACCUAUUGACAAGAAAAGCAAUUUCAACUAUGUGGAAUUCACUCGUAUUCUUAAACAUGGCGCCAAGGAUAAGGAUGAUUAAAUAUCUAGGGACUCUAGUUAUUGCUUGUUAUCUCACCUUGUUAUUUCUCAGCUUAUUAUUUCAGAAUUAUUUUCUUUCUAAGCACACACUGCUCACCUCAGAUGCAAUCCACUUACUUUAAAGAGCAAAUUUGUUUCCCAGACAUUUGUGCAAAAUAGGCUAUGAAUAUUGGACAAUGUGGCGAUAGAAAUAGGACAAAAAUAGUCAAAAAGGUGUUGUUAUUCUGUUCAUCUUAUCUGUAAAUUGGAUUGGAACUUGGUCAAUUACUCUGUCAUUAAACAUAAUUUUGCCCAGAGUAGGAAAAUCGAGGACCAGAGAACAUGGGUUUAAGGUGAAGAGGGAAAGAUUUAAUAGGAACCUGUGGGCCAAUUUUAUUACACAAAGGGUAGUGGGUGUAUGAAACAAGCUGCAAGAGAUGUUAGUUGCUGCAGGUACUAUCACGUUUAACAUUUAGACAGGUUUAGAGGGAUAUGGGCCAAACGCAGGCAGGUGGGACUAGUGUAGAUGUGGUAUGUUGGUCAGCAUGGGCAAGUUUCCAAGCUAUAUGACUAUGACUAUAAUAAUGGAAGCUUCUGAAAAUCAAUGAAAUAACAAAGGGCAAAAAUAAACCUUAACAAUGAAAGCAGGAAUAUGAAUAACAGUAUCUAUAAUUAUGAUUUGGUACCUAGGUUUUACAUGGAACUUUGUACUUUUUCUUUAAUAUUUUGUCUAAAUAAAGCCUCAUUAAACAUAAGAUGGCUACCUAUUUUCAAAUGAUAAAUUUCACCAUGGUUGAUCAUGAAUGAACCCAAUAAAAUGUUUGAAUCUAUUUGA
Amblyraja radiata (thorny skate) is the source of this 1469-nucleotide messenger RNA. RefSeq names its product myosin regulatory light polypeptide 9. The record is from RefSeq and is a predicted model, not a curated record. Bases 138 to 656 code for a protein of 172 amino acids. Lineage: Eukaryota; Metazoa; Chordata; Chondrichthyes; Rajiformes; Rajidae. The transcript has 4 exons. Gene Ontology annotation, molecular function: calcium ion binding.